Molecule: messenger RNA, 2235 nt
Organism: Fonticula alba
Lineage: Eukaryota; Rotosphaerida; Fonticulaceae
Exons: 3
Coding region: 1-2235 (744 amino acids)
Biological process (GO): protein arginylation
Cellular component (GO): cytoplasm
Molecular function (GO): arginyl-tRNA--protein transferase activity
Source: RefSeq, a predicted model, not a curated record
AUGCUGGAUGUGGGGUUCCGUCGAUCUGGCAGCUUUUUCUACCGGCCCAACUUGCUAGCCACCUGCUGCCCUCAGUAUCCGAUUCGCCUGCAAGUUGGCCCCAAGAGCCAAUCGACCUUGGCAUUGCUGUCGGGCUCUCCGACCCCCGAUCACUCGCAUUUUUUUCCCACCCUCUCCAAUGGAUUCCACCCGACCUCGGACCAGCGGAAUUCCCUUCGCCGACUGCAGCGUCUGCUUCAGCAGGGCGUCAUCCAGCCGAGUACCCCCGCCCCCAGCCCAGGCAAGGGUACUGCUGCAGCAGCUGCUACUGCUGCUGCUCCCUCGGCCGCCGCCGCACCACAACCCGGCUCCCUGGGCGAUCUCCUGGCGGAGGCCCUUCGCAGUCUCCAUGGGGACCUCCUGAUGGAGGCCGGCCUGGAGGCCACGGAUCCCGGCAUCCUGCGCCUCGGGCCGAAUCGCACAUACCAGCCCCCUGGCGGACGACGGUGCCAGGCCAGUGGGGAAUCUUGCACGCGCGAGAUCGCCUGCUGGUCCAGUGCCGCGGCCUUUCGCCUGCAUGCUCUCAUGCGCGCUUCCGGUGCUGGCGGUGGCGGUGGCGGUGGGAUUCCACCUCCGCCGGCCAUUGCAGCCGGUCUGGCGGCCAACCUGUCAGCCGCACUGGCCAGUCAUCGCCGGAUUGCCGGGCUCCCCGGCAUGCAUGCCACUUGCCAUGCCGCCGGGCCGUAUGUCAACAUUCUCCUUUGCCAGGACCCCCCUCCGGCGGAUAAGCCCAUGGUCACCGAGACCCCUGGCCAUGCCGAUGAGCCCGCUGCCCCGGCCUCCGGGUCGGAACCCAAAUACAUGCUCGUCACGCGCAUGGUUCCAGCCUACUACUCGGCGGAAUCGCAUGCCCUCUACAUGGCCUACCAAAUCCGCACACACAAGUCCAAGCCCAACGAGGUGGGCGCCAGCCAGUAUUUCGACUUCCUCAUCAGCAAGGACACCGUUCCGAAGGACUUGCAGGAGUACGCCGGCCCGGGGCACGAGUCGGCCGAGUACUCGGCCUCGCUCGGGGCCUUUGGCUAUUUCUCCGACACUCCUGACCAGUGGCUGGACGAUGUCAACUCGGAUCGAGUCCUGCCGGCCGUGGGGGCCGACUACGCGGCCAACGCCCCGGAUGUGCCCUUCCGUGAAGACUUGGACCUGCGCACUGGCCCUGCUCUGCCUCUUGGGAGCUACCAUUUGGAGUACCGGCUCCGGCGUGUCGAUGCCACCGGGCCCGGCCGCCUGGUGGCUGUCAGCGUGUUGGACGUCCUGCCACAUAGCCUGUCCAGUGUCUAUUCCUUCUUCGUGCCGGCCUCCGCCGGGUUGGGGGUUUCCUUCGGCGCGAUCACCGCCCUUCUGGAGAUUGAGCUCUGCCGGCGGGGGUCUCUGCCCAGCUCGGCGGCGGCGCUGGCCCGGCUGCACACCCCGGAGGACCCGUGGUUUGCCUUCACGGCUGGCGGGGCGGCCGCCGCUCGGGCCAAGGCCCCCCCGCACGCCGACAAUCCCCUCUGGCCGUACUAUGUCCUGGGGUUCUUGAUUCUUUCCUGCCCGAAGAUGGUGUACAAGGCCAAUUACCACCCAAGCGAGAUGGUGUGCCCGGCAACCGGUCGCUGGACUCCGAUCCUGGCAUACCACACCCUGCCAUCCUAUCGGCCGGACCCGGAGACCGGCCCCUCAAAUGCCCUGCUCCUGCGUGUGUAUCGCUCUGCGUUGAACUUUCUCCGCGAGCGCGAGCGCCGGCCGAAGGCCGAACGCUUUGAUUUGGCCCACCAAACCCCCCUUCCGGGGCUCUGGCAUUAUGCCCGCCCGAUUGGCCAGCAGAUAAACACGCGUGCUGUGCAGGCAUUCAGCCGAUUCUUCCCAGACCUUGUUUUCCUGCAGCUUGUCAGCUGGGAUGACAUGAAUGUCAUCCUCUUCCAGGCUUCCUAUUUUGCGGACAUGCCCAUCAAAAAGAUGCCCCCCAAGGUGAGGGCAUUCAUCGGUUCGGACCCGAACCGGUUGAGUGCCGUCCGGGGGGGCAUGUUUGCCCCGGUCCUCUCGAUCCUGGCCUCCGCCUAUGAGCCCCUGCUGCUGCAGCUCCUUGCCGGCGAGGCAACCCUUCCAGAGCGUACCGCCAAGCGCUACUCCGACCCGGACCCGGCCGAGGAGGCCGACACCUUCCACACCUUCCUCCGCAUGACCACCUCAAUUCGGCUGUUGGAGAUCUUCUAA